Messenger RNA from Vigna umbellata (rice bean), 1543 nucleotides. Lineage: Eukaryota; Viridiplantae; Streptophyta; Magnoliopsida; Fabales; Fabaceae. The record is from RefSeq and is a predicted model, not a curated record.
UCUGGUAUUGAGCUGUUGGAAAGUGGUGGCAGCACUGGUUCGUUGGUUGCAUUGCAUAACACAAAGAGGAAGAGAAAACAUGGAAGAUUCUGGAGCGAUUCUCUCUCACAUUUCAUCACUGAAGGAAAUGCUGGAUCAGGUAAACGAAGAGAUGGAGGCUACUAUAGAGAUUACUCGAGAGAUUGAAUCCAGCAUCGUCAAAUGCGAGGAGAUCGAGGCCGAUUUGGCAACUAGGGAAGCGGAUUUGAUCAAAACCUCUGCCAUCUUGCAGUUCGACACCGUUGGAUACGUCACCGUCGCAGCUGAUUUAAAGGCUUCAGCAAGUACCUUGGAGAAGGAGUUAUGCAGUCUUAGAAUGAAGCGAGAUGGGAUCGUUAAUGAAAUGGAUGAAAAACGGGGAGCUUUUACAACACUAUGUUUAGAAUUUCAGAAAGAAAUUGACAAGAGAGAAGAUUGUGAAGUGAGAUCUUUGUUGUUGGAGAAAGAUUCCCUCGAAAAUGAAAUUGAACUUAUGGAUAAGAAAAAUAAUGUCUUGGAAAAUUCAGUAUUGGCAUUUGUGGAGGAGAUUCUCGAAGAUCUUCAUAGUUCGAACUCAGCAUUACAAGUUCAGAUACAGAGGAGUACCUGGGAGAAUGAGAAAUUGCUUAAGGAUAUCAAUGAUUUGAAGACUACACUGCUUUCAGCAAUUGGGACCAGUGGUGACGGUCAAUAAGUUCCUUUCUUUAAGAAAUUAACAGGAGUUUCAAGUCAAGUAGUCAGGUUUGGUCAUUACUGAUAUUUUACUGAAGUUUAGAGAUGGAUAUAAACUUGGAAAGUUACUUAAGAACUAAACAGCAGCCUAUUUUCCUUGUUCUGGCAAGUGAUAAAAACAAAACAAUGCCAGAAUGCUAGUCCAUUUGGUUCAUUACUAAUUAGCAUCAUGAUAUCUCAUUCAUAUUCUCUUAUAUUACUUUAAUUUAACCUAGAUACGGAAUAUAUGAAGAGUAGCUUUUAGCAAAUAAAUGGCCACUGCGCACAUUUGAAUCGAAACUAAAUUAUGGUCACAAAGUCCCAGGCGCCAGAUACAGGCAACAACUAUAUGAAGAGUUGAAGAUAAAAAAAUGAAGCACGUGUUAUUGCUCCAUUGAAGUUGGCAGGUGUAAAGAACUGCAAUCAGGUCCGUGAAAGAUAGUUUUCUUGUUGAAUUCUCUCCCUUGCGGAGUAUGAGCUUUACAGGGCAACAAACUCUUAGCGGUGAAGCAGCUUUUCACGUUUGGAUACAGUUGCCUCCUGAGGAUUAUGCUGCCUCACAUGUGGGUUAUGGCCACUAGCCUGUGUUGGUCAACUACAGACUUAACAAGCUUAUAGAUUUUGAAUUGGUACGACAACAUUAAGACAAGGAAGUAUUUCCAUUUCGUACUCUCUGUAUGUACUUUUUUUUCCCGCAGGGAGUGCUUGACAUCGUUCGUACCUGAAAAGAGACUUCCUCAUAUCAUUUUCUAGCUCUCAGAAGGACAAAUAUGCUCAUUUAAGUUGCUCUUUUUGGGUAGGGGUCCUGCUCGUA